Molecule: messenger RNA, 437 nt
Organism: Staurois parvus
Lineage: Eukaryota; Metazoa; Chordata; Amphibia; Anura; Ranidae
Source: the annotation of a GenBank genome assembly
UGAUCAGCUGUGUCCAAUCACAGCUGAUCACAUGGCACUGAUGAUCAGUGUGCCCUGAUGAUCAGUGUGCCCUGAUGAUCAGUGUAGCCCCAUCAGUGUCACCUGUCAGUGUCCAUCAAUGCCACCUGCCAGUGCCCAUCAGUACCACAUCAAUGCCACAUAUCACUGCCUACCAGUGCACAUCAAUACCACAUAUCAGUGCCCAUCUGAGCUGCCAUUCACUGCCACCUAUCAGUGCGCAUCAGUGCCACCUAUCAGUGCUAGUCAGUGCUGCCAAUCAGUGCCAUCUAUCAGUGCCAGUCAGUGCUGCCUAUCAGUGCCAGUCAGUGCUGCCUAUCAGUGCUGCCUAUCCAUGUCUUUCAGUGCCGCCUAACAGUGCCAGUCAGUGCCACCUAACAGUGUCAGUCAGUGCCGCCUAUCAGUGCCAUCUACCAGUG